Molecule: messenger RNA, 899 nt
Organism: Microcebus murinus (gray mouse lemur)
Lineage: Eukaryota; Metazoa; Chordata; Mammalia; Primates; Cheirogaleidae
Source: RefSeq, a predicted model, not a curated record
UCUCUGGUUCCAUGCCAGCGGGGAGGGUUUAAAUGGCACCCAGCAGUUGGCGUGAGGGGCCGCAGGAGCUUGGGGGCCGGUGGCAGGAACAAGUCUUUUCCGACCCCAUGGAGCUGUACGAGACACCCCCCUACUUCUACCAGGAGCCCCGCUUCUACGACGGGGAAAACUACCUGCCCGCCCACCUCCAGGGCUUCGAGCCGCCGGGCUACGAGCGGACUGAGCUCGGCCUGAGCCCCGAGGCCCGAGGGCCCCUGGAGGACAAGGGGCUGGGGACCCCCGAGCACUGUCCGGGCCAGUGCCUGCCGUGGGCGUGCAAGGUGUGCAAAAGGAAGUCGGUGUCGGUGGACCGGCGGCGCGCGGCCACGCUGCGGGAGAAGCGCCGGCUCAAGAAGGUGAACGAGGCCUUCGAGGCGCUCAAGAGGAGCACCUUGCUCAACCCCAACCAGCGGCUGCCCAAGGUGGAGAUCCUGCGCAGCGCCAUCCAGUACAUCGAGCGCCUGCAGGCCCUGCUCAGCUCGCUCAACCAGGAGGAGCGCGACCUCCGCUACCGGGGCGGGGGCGGGCCCCAGCCGGGGGUGCCCAGCGAGUGCAGCUCCCACAGCGCCUCCUGCAGUCCGGAGUGGGGCAGCGCACUGGAGUUCGGCCCCAGCCCAGCGGAGCACCUGCUCGCAGCUGACCCUACAGACGCCCACAACCUGCACUCCCUCACCUCCAUCGUGGACAGCAUCACAGUGGAGGAUGUGGCCGUGGCCUUCCCAGACGAAACCAUGCCCAACUGAGAUCGUCCGCCAGCCUGGGUGUCUGCGCAAGCCCCCCAAGCUGGCCACAGAUGCCACCACCUCCACAGCAGGGGCCUCCGGAGCCAGGCUGCCCUGCCGCUGGGUGGCCAGCCGUGG